Messenger RNA from Aureobasidium melanogenum CBS 110374, 816 nucleotides. RefSeq lists its product as uncharacterized. The annotation marks the transcript as partial. The transcript has a single exon. Lineage: Eukaryota; Fungi; Ascomycota; Dothideomycetes; Dothideales; Saccotheciaceae. The record is from RefSeq and is a predicted model, not a curated record.
GACGACAGCAUGGACGAUGCAGACAUUGAUAUGGGCAGCCUCGAACUCGAGAAUCCGUGGCUGCCAUAUGGCAUUCCAUAUCCACCUCCUCUGCCGGACAAGCUGAGGUUGAAAGGCCAGAGCAACGAACAAGAUCCGGAUUGGGCAAAACAUGCGUAUCACUAUGGUGCUAGAGACGACCUUUGGGGAGAGGGUUUCGAAGUGCGGGCUUUCAACUACGAUGAUCCACUAGGCAAGGGCAGGCAUCACAAAGACGAUUGGAAUGUAGAAUACACGCUGGGACCUGCAAAUCCUUGGUUAUUCUGGGACCCGAUAAGCACAAAGUGGGGCCUCCAAGUUCUAGAGCGAGCUGGGUUCAUCAAUCUCCAGGCGGAUGUUCGAAACAACGCAUCUGCGGAGCCCAAAGGCCGGUUCUUCGACAAGAGGCCUUCGAAUUGGCGAGACGAUCUCGUCCAUCCAGUUUUCAGGAAGGAUAUGUGGCGAAACAUCACUGAAUCUGAAUGGGACGCCCUCAGACCAGCUUCUCUUUUAGCGAGUGCACUCCUCGACGACCCUACUACACUUUGUAUCUUCCAUGCGAUCUCGGAAGUUUCAAACCAUCUCGUUGGACAGGAUCCGAAACUCGAGCUGUACAAGAAAGUUCGAGUUCCAGUCACCCUGACGGAUGCUGAGCAGCAGUCAACCUUUCAGAAGAUCUGUGAUAUGCGACAAUGGACCAGUCUCCACUGGGAAGAUGCUGCCAUAAUGGCGAGGAAGGCUACUGGUCCUUCUCUCGGAGUGACAACUGCAUUCGACAUAGAAGCCUCAGCCCCGUAA